GUUGAAGGCAAUAAAGACAAAUCUGGACAGAAAAAAGGAAGUGUUGAAAGCCAUUUUAAAAAAUGUAAGUUUGCUUAAUAUACUUUUUAUUUUAGCCAAUGAUCACUGAAAGUACAGUGUGCAUUGGUGUGUAUAAAAAUGAAGCCAGCAUUAGGGUACUGAACCUAGCAUAAUGAUCCAAUACACCCUCACUCUUUUUUUAGCUAUCUGCUAUCCAUAUGCACAUGACAGUUGAAAAGCUACAUGUAGGGGUGUCAAAUAUCACUGUUUGACUACCCUAAAUUUGAUUAUAGUGUAAGUCAGUUGGGGCAUUAAACUAUAUAUUAUAUAUAUAUAUUAUAAAUAUAUCUGCAUGAUUUUGCUAAAAGGUGACUGCUAAGUUUUAGCUUGAACACGGGCAUUAAGCGCAUGUUCAAGCCAGAGUGGCUGGAGAAAAACCAGGGGGCUUGCCGUCUUGCUAGGUGUCAGCUGAGAGCACAGGCCUAGACCCAUCCAUGGGUGGGAGAUUUUGUCACUUUGAUUAGGGUUUUAUGUCAGAAAGCAGUGCAAAGUCAGAGAAUUUUUCCCGUGGCCUAGGCCAGCCAAAUCAAUGCGGUGACUCAUAAUCAUCUGUAACACUACUAGCAGAGCUUGGGGGAAGUGAUUGACUAGUCAUAAGCCUCAUGGGUGGGGAGGGUGAGUAAUGGCUCCUUGGACUUGGCCGUCUAGAGACUCAGUACAGGCACCUUGUAUGAAAUCCAGACAGAUAUAUACAGUUAUUAUAUUUUUGGGAAGCUAAUCAAAACAAAAAAGAAGGCUUUACAUCUUGCUAUUGGUUAAUCACUUGGCCCUAGUUGUUAAAAACGUGGUUAUAUCUAUAUAUAUUAGUAAAAUCCAACUAGUGGUCAAUUAUCAAUGCUGCAUUCUGAUUGGUUGAGCUACUACUAGGCUAUAUGUUAUAGCCCACUAGUAGCGAAGAGCGCCGGCUUUGAAAACCAAAAUAAUGGCGGCUGAAUCACGUUUUGCUAGCUAAAGUUGUUUUGUCUCGAUAUUUUUGACCAACUAGUUGGAUUUUACUGAAACAAUUAUUCCUCUCUCCCUCAUGGCCUCUGAGUCUGGCCUCAUGGGCUAUGGACUCAGAGCCCAUUCGGGCUCGCGGAAUUGUUAAUUGACAUUUGCAUAACGGGACAGGUUGAUAGACAUUAGUGUGCAGGGCUACAGUUUUACAUUGUGUAUUCAGGGUUCAUCACAAAUGUUAAAUACAACAUUUAUCGUCUAUUAAUAAUAAUUAUGCUCUGUAUUUUGAUUAUAUUGUUGUUCCAUAGCCAAGAAAGCAAUAUCUGAGGAAACUCAGCGGAUCAGUGCUGAGUUGGUCGCUGAGAUAACAGCACCACUAAACCUGGGCAAUGCCCAAGAAUCGGACAGCAUCGAAUCUAGCACUUUUGAAGAGUCAGAUGAUGAAACAUGGGGUUGUGUGGUGGAACAAGAGAGGCCACAAGUGGGGAUGAAGACCCCAAAGUCUUCUUUCCCCCCCAGGAAAUGCAUCAAUGUGCAUUGUAAUGAUGAAAAGAAAAAAAUGAAAAAGGAGAUUUCCCUAUUAAAGCAGGAAAUUGAAGAUUGUAAGUAUCCUCUGUCAACUUUAAUAAAAAAAAAUUUAUAUUUUUGGGUGGUCGUCAGAUUAGUGUUGUAGUGGAAAGUGAGUGUGAGUGCAUAUUCUUUUCUUGCUGGAAUUUUACAUCCAUCUUAGAUGUCAAUACUACUUGCAUUCUUUGAACCAUUUGUUCAAAAUCUAUUCUGGCACAUACUGUAUGCUAGUAUACGAAUGUACAGGUAUGCACUAGUGGCAUACUUAAUAUUCAAACAAAUUAAUUUUUAUUUUCUCUAUGACAUUUAAGUGAAAUCAAGUACAGCUGGCACAGCAAAACCUAAUUCGUAUACAGUUCUGACCCCAUCAGGCCCAAUGGAUGCCAAUGAGGCAUCCCGACGAGGGGUAAGUAAGAAGCUUCAAACAUGAACCAACUCCAUUCACAAGUAGUUUCAUCAUCACGAUGUGGAAAUGAUUGAUAGUUUCUUUUUUCUUGGGGUUGCAUUAGCAGUAAGUUAUUAAGAAGUAUUUACUGUCACUCACUGAAAAUGAAGCAAAAGAACAGUCUUGAAAAAUACUCGAAAGUGUGAUGACACAUUCUAACCAAUUCAUUAAGCAUGACAUGUACUCUCCUACUACACUGUCCUACUCUGACAUCAGGAGGGUUGAUAGGCAAUCAGAUUUGAGAAUCUUGUUUUUGUGAUGAUUAUUAGAGUUAUAAUGUAUGUGUGCACAACGUACUUGUGUUGUGCAAGUCACAUUUGAACAAUAAUUUUUUAGGCUACUGUAAAAUUCCGAAAAUAAGCCCUGGGGCUUAUAUUUUUCACAGGCCCUUUUUGAGGGGCUUAUAUUUGCAGGGGCUUAUGUACAGAAGGAAAUUUGCAUUUCACAAUCGAUUGGGCUAGCCUCAUAGUUGGAAGUAAAUUUACCAUUUUUGCUUUGUUUUACAAUUUUCCAAGUACAAGCCCCUGGGGGGGGUGGGGGGCUUUUAUUUUAUUUGGAGGGGUGAUUUAAUGGAGGGUGUGUUACGAGUUUGGGAGGCUUAUAUUUUAGAGGGGCUUAUUUUCAGAAUUUUACGUUAUCUUAUCAAAAAUACAUUGUACUGCUCAGGGUUCUCAAUAGAAGGCGGCACCCGGCGAUUGAUCGCCGCUUACUUUGGGAUUUAUAGCCACUUACUUUGUGUUUAGGUCGCUUUUCUUUGCUUUGUUUUGACACCUCUGGCUUUGCUGAAGAGCCUCCUACUUUAUCAGUGAUCACCUCCUACUUAAAAAUCUGUUGAGAACCCUAACUGCUGAAUUUAUUUGGUUUUGACAAACUUAGACUUAAAUUGCUGUGAACUUCUAUUUGUUCUUAACACAAUUUUUGUAGCCAGGAGUAUGAAUUGUAUUAUAAUUAUUGAUAAUGAUAAAGAAAAUCUAUACUGAUCCUAAAACUUGCAAAAAUUGGAAACAACUGAUUAAAACAUUUUUGUCUAGGUAAAGCUAAUAUGUACUGUGUAUGAUAGGAAAUUGUGUUCUUUUUUGUUUCAGUUCGCUGAAAUUGCCGAGGGGGUAUGGUGCUGUGCCAUAAAGGUGAAAGCACUGAUUAAUUCAGUCCUUUCUCGGACAGCGCUGGCCUGCGCAAUGCUGACUAUUUUUUACCCAAGAGAUGAUUUGUCAGGGAAACGUUUAUCAGAACUUGACCGCAGGAUUGUUAAUGCAAUUGCAGGUAAAGUUGCAAGUGGCAUUAGAAUUUGUAAACUGCCUUUUCAAAAAGACCUUUAUAGUUUUGACACUUACAAAUACAAUCCACGGCUUUGUAAGUUCAUGUGACAGAAUUUUGCGUAUUUUCUCUGUGAGGGGUGUUGGGUAUCGGUUGUUAUUUUACUGAUCAUCAUUAGACAGCCUGAGAAAACAGCCACUACCCAGAUCUGGGCAAUGCACUUCCUAGAUCUGGGUAGUGAUGUGUCACCAGUAUGGAAUUUCUGCACCCAUUUCUCAGACUUCAUUUCGCGGGGAAACCAGUGGUGGCAUCGUGGAAUGUCGACUGUUUUCUUAGGCCAGUCAUUAGAGAAUGAAAACAAACUGGGGAGAAACAAUUUGAUUGUUGAUCUGAACGGGUAAUCUCUUUAUAAGAAUUCAGAUGAUUGAUAGUGUUAUCUGAUAAAGUGAGCAACCAGGCCCCUUGUCUUUUUUUUUUAUUAUUUAUUUUUACGAAUUCAUGUAAUCUCUUUAUUUUCAUGUUUUUUUUCCCAAGAAUUUGCAGUUGUCGCGAAAGUAACAGAGAGGGAGCCAAAACCUCCUAAGGAGGGAGAAGUUCCUAAACAGAAGAAAACUGUCACAAAGAGAGAUGUGAUGCAGGCAUUGCGCCAAAAAUGCAACCAACUGAUUUUUCAGACAAAUAGGCCCAGUUAUCACAAGGGUAAUUAA
This is a messenger RNA of Porites lobata, 3972 nucleotides long. NCBI's taxonomy places the organism in Eukaryota, Metazoa, Cnidaria, Anthozoa, Scleractinia, Poritidae. The record is from the annotation of a GenBank genome assembly.